ACGCACGUGACCUCGAUGGACGUCUCGUCGCCCCCAACCGACUGGUUUAUAAGCGAUGAAGAGAAGAGCAUGCACAUAACCGUAUUCUACAGCCUCAAUCCAGAAAACGGCGUCAUACCAGGCGAAAGGUGUCGCGAGUUGUUCGCGCAAUCCAAGCUCCCCGCCGACAGUUUGAGCCACAUUUGGCGAAUUUCGGAUGUCGAUGGUGACGGGUCGCUAAGUGUCGGCGAGUUUACUGUGGCCAUGCACCUGAUCAAUGCGCGGCUGUCUGGACGCGAGCUGCCGCCCGGUUUGCCUCCGGCGAUUCGACCAUGUAUGGAUAGGACGAUACCGGGUGUGACGAAGAAGGACUAUGAUGCGUACGUGAAGGCAUUCAACGAGCUGGAUAGGAAUGGGAGAGGCAGCUUGACAGCUGAAGAAGCCAAGUCUGUAUUCAUCAGGUCACAGUUGCUAACCGGUCAUUUGGCUCAUGUUUGGAAUCUGGCAGAUUAUGACCACGAUGGAAAUCUCACUGUAAACGAAUUUGUGAUUGCAACUCAUCUGAUGCGAUUUCUGAAGUCAGGGAACCAGCUGCCAUCUAUUAUGGAUGUCAAGGCACUUCUUCCUGAAGAGGGGAGACAACAAGUCAGUUUGGCAUUAUCAAGUCCCACUAAGGAGCGGUCAGGUAUGCAUCUUGAUGUAACAGCAUCUGAUGAAACGGACAUGCCAACGAGCAAGGGAAAGAUCCAGCGAGGCAAGUGGAUGACCUUUUCAUCCAAGAAGUCACGUGGAAUGUUCAAUCAAGAUGAACUUUCUAAGCCAGUUGAUUCAACUGCUGCUUUCAGUCCGACAUCUGGUAAUGCCAUCACGAAUGAUGAUGAAGCUUUGUUUACACUCCAAGAUAAUCCAUUUGCAAAGGAUACAUUUAUUCCUGUUGAUACGCAACCAAGACGAGUCAGUGUGACAAGCCUAGACAGCACGACUAGCAUCGAACCAUUUGAAGAGGAUCCAUUCAAGAGCUGUGACCCGUUUUCUAUGUCAAUCCCUGUCAUAAGAGAAGAUCCAUUUGAAGCAAAUGCAAGCGAUCCAUUUGGUACAGAAGUCAACGAUCCAUUUGGAGACCAAAACAUAACUCAUGAUCCAUUCAGUACAUCAGGACCAGACGUGUUUGCUAACUCGUCAUUUCCCAGCAAACCGUUUGACGUCGACCAGUCACCACACAUUUCAUCAUCUGCAAAUAAUCAAACAGUUGCAGAUGACAAGUUUGAAAAUGCAUUUGGAAGUGCUCCAUUUAUGGAUCAGAAUCCAGCAACGUUUUCUACUCAAACAGACCCAUUUGCUCCCAUAGGAUCAAAACCAGAGGAAACAUCCGAAUGCGAGAAUCCAUUUAAAGAGAAUGCGUUUGUGCAGCCACAGUCAUCUACCAACGAUUCUUUCUCUGCAAGUGUAAAGAACAAUCCCGACACGUCAACUGCACAGACAAACGAGAAUUUGUUUGGAGAUAGUUUUAGUGACACAAUAACUCGCACUACAAAUCAGACAACCGAUCCCUUCGGAGUCUCACUAAACACUAACCAGCAAUCUGAAGGACAAACUAGCAAUCCAUUUGAGGACGACAAAUUUCAACCAUUGAGCACGAACGAUUCAUUUGCAUCAAACGACGUCACUCCUUCUGUUGCUGACCCAUUCACUUGUGGUGCUGUUGCUCCAUCAGUUGAAGACAACCCAUCCAAUCCGCUUGAAUUGGAUGCUUUUGUGCCAGGGCAGAUCCCAAUUGCUGAGCAAGUUGUUGAGAUGACACGGGAGACUGAUAAGGAGACUGCAACUGCAGAAGAGUGUGUAGGAAACGUUGAUGAUUCUAGCCAGAAAGGUGAUCAUCAUGUGACGUUUGCUGACGAUUCCAAACUUGCCGUUACGUUUGAAACGUAUAGCAGUAGCGACUACAUGAGAAAGGAUCCAACAGUCGACCCUCAAAGAGCAGAGCUGGAGGUGAUUCACGACGAACACAAAACAAUCAAGCAUGGUCUUGAUGAGGUUGAGACACAUUUAGUGAGGAGGCUCUCAGAGGAGAUAGAAAGAGAAAGGAAUGAUCCAGAGCACCAGCAUGUGAAAUUUAAAGAAAACGUGACCACCGUUUCAACAUACGCAAGUGAUGAGUAUGAACGAAAAGACGACACUGUUGAUCCAGACAGAGCUGCUGAAGAGUAUAGUCAAGAAACAGGGAAAAAGAUGCUGAUACACAAAGACUCGGUGUCCGCUAUGCAAAAGGCUCAGCAAGAGGAGAGACGACGAAAGCAGUUGGCUUUACAGCAACAGCUCAUCGCCGAGAUUGAUUUAGAAUGGGAAGAGAACGAGAGGACAGUUGAAUACGAAAUUCAGGAAGCGAAAGAGAAAGCAAAGCAAAAGUUUUUGGCUGAAACGGAGGCUGCCCGGAAGCGUGAAGAAGGGAAAUGGCAGCAGAAGCUAAAAGAGAAAGAAGAGAAGGAGAGGAAAGCAAACGAGGAGGAAAUGGCGAGGCAUCAGAAGAAGUUAGAAGAGGCAGAGAGGAAUGCUGCUGAAGUGGAGAGAGCGGCAGAGGAAAAAAGAAAGGAAGAAGAAAGAAAACGAAAGGAAGAACAAGAACAAGAACAAGAGAACAAGAGAAAGAUCAAGGAAAUGAAAGAGAGAGAGGAAGACGAGGCGAGAAAGAGUGAAGCAGCAAGGCAAGAGGAAGAGGCAAGAAAACAAAGAGAAGAAAAGGCACAAGAAGAUGAAAAGAAAACUCAAACGUUGAUAGUGGAAGAGAAUCAGACGGAGCAAGAAGCUUCAAAGGGUCGGAAGGGCCUUGCUGCACGUUGGGAAGCUCUAGCUGGAGGGCAGAAGAAAGAACCGGCUUCAAGACAGAACCACAACGAAGCAUUAGAGAGGAGAAAAAGAGAAGAAGCAGAGUUGCUAAGACGACAGCAGGAUUACGAGAAAGAGAAACAAGAGCGAGCCGAAGAGAUUGCACAGAAACAACAGCAGAAGCUGGAAGCUGCUCAGAAAGAGCAGUUGCUAAAAGAGCAGCAACAGCACGAAGACGAGGAACGACGACAAAAAGAAGACGAAGAAAAACAGAAGCAGGCGAAGAACGCGACAUCGCAACUGAAAGUCGCCAAGAAGCACACACUUGCCAAACAAUGGGAGGAGAAAUUCAGCAAGUAGACGAGAUGGUCAAUGUAGAUGCGUAUGCUGGGUCUCUCUGUAUUAUGUAAGUCUUAGCUAAUUCUGGUGGGCUGUUUGACUUGGCUUGUGAUCAUAGUUUCUACUUUUGUACACCAGCUUAUUGUGAUUAUAUGACGAGAUAGUUUA
Messenger RNA from Corticium candelabrum, 3309 nucleotides. RefSeq names its product epidermal growth factor receptor substrate 15-like. Gene Ontology annotation, biological process: endocytosis; endosomal transport. Bases 16 to 3162 code for a protein of 1048 amino acids. Gene Ontology annotation, cellular component: plasma membrane; cytoplasm. The transcript has 16 exons. Lineage: Eukaryota; Metazoa; Porifera; Homoscleromorpha; Homosclerophorida; Plakinidae. The record is from RefSeq and is a predicted model, not a curated record. Gene Ontology annotation, molecular function: protein binding; calcium ion binding.